Pleurotus ostreatus (oyster mushroom) is the source of this 1221-nucleotide messenger RNA. RefSeq lists its product as uncharacterized. Gene Ontology annotation, molecular function: rRNA primary transcript binding. Bases 1 to 1221 code for a protein of 406 amino acids. Gene Ontology annotation, biological process: maturation of LSU-rRNA; maturation of 5.8S rRNA. The transcript is spliced from 6 exons. NCBI's taxonomy places the organism in Eukaryota, Fungi, Basidiomycota, Agaricomycetes, Agaricales, Pleurotaceae. Gene Ontology annotation, cellular component: preribosome, large subunit precursor; nucleolus. The record is from RefSeq and is a predicted model, not a curated record.
AUGGCCCCCACGCGUUUCGAGCCGUCGUCGAUCCGCAACAAGAUCAAACGCGAGGAGAUCGCUCGCAAGUCCAAGCGCUCCAAAAACCAGGAAAAGCUCAAACGCCGCCUCGCACAGGCAAAGGAAGAGGCAAACGAUCCUGCCGCCAAAAAGAAACGCCUCGCCGAAAAUGUGCCCCGCACCCUCGACAACACCCGCGAAUUCGACCCCUCCAUCCUGACCGCAGAUCCCUCCCUUCCCUCCACAUCCACCACAUCCGCCCACGACGAGGCCGCUGCAGACAUCGCCGCAGACCCCUUCGCCGACUACUUCUCCUCCCCCGCAGACCCCGCCACGCCCCCCAAGGUCCUCAUCACCACCUCCCCCACCGCCUCCAAGCGCACCUACGCCUUCGCAGACGAGCUCGUCGGCGUCUUCCCUGGCGCACACUUUGUCCGCCGCAAGAAAGGCAAGGGCUUCGAGCUCGGUCGCAUCGCAGGCUGGGCUGCAGACCGCGGCUACAAGCACCUCUGCGUCAUCAACGAGGAUAUGAAGAAACCCAACGCGAUAACACUCGUACACCUCCCGCACGGGCCCACCGCCUACUUCAAGCUCACAUCCAUCCAGCUCACCCGCGAAAUAUUCGGCCAUGGUCGCGCCACACCACACCACCCCGAGCUCAUCCUCUCCGGCCUCGCCACGCGCCUCGGCCACGCCGUCGGCCGCCUCUUCCAGACCCUCUUCCCCCCGCUCCCCGAGUUCCGCGGCCGCCAGGUCGCCACCCUUCACAACCAGCGCGACUUCCUCUUCUUCCGGCGCCAUCGCUACGCAUUCCGCACGACAGAAAAAGUCGCCCUGCAGGAGAUCGGCCCGCGCUUCACGCUCAAGCUGCGCUCCCUCCGGCGCGAUAUCCCCGCCGUGACGCGGUUCGGGGACGCGCCGCGCGAGAUGGGGUUUGAUGUUGGUGUCGAUGAGGGAGGGGAGGGGGAGGGAGAUGCACUUGGAACGACCUUGGAUGAGGAGGCAGUAGAUCAGGAGGAAGUAGGGGAUGAAGCCGCACAAGGCAUACAAAAUGACGAGCCCAUGAACGAGAUGGAUGACAUCGACACGGAGGACAAAUCCAGUAAUGAAAACGGAGGCGCGGACAAGAAGCAGAAGCAGAAGGUCCCCCCGAAACAGGACGAGUUCCUCUGGCAGUGGAAGCCCGAGCUCGAGACGACGCGGCGCACCUUCUUCCUCUAA